Molecule: messenger RNA, 1257 nt
Organism: Esox lucius (northern pike)
Lineage: Eukaryota; Metazoa; Chordata; Actinopteri; Esociformes; Esocidae
Gene: rmp24
Product: chromosome 10 C18orf21 homolog
Exons: 5
Coding region: 229-918 (229 amino acids)
Source: RefSeq, a predicted model, not a curated record
AUUGCGGUUUUAUCCUGUAGAACACUGUCAAUAAUAACAGGUUAAACCGAAGUAAAACUAGAUACCGUAUUGAUUUAUAUUACGCUUAAAACAAUCUGCACGACAAUUUGACGGCGACAUUCCUAUUAUUUCAUUUCUUAAUGCGCCAAAAAGGGUAAAGUGAGGAGUCCAGGAAAAGUUACCGAGUUCCCAUUCGUAUUCUUCAGUUGUAUAAACAUAGAAAUAAGCAUGGCAUUUACAGACACCUCAGGAUCACGCCAAAAGUUUUUAAUGAAGGCUUCGCUUCUCUAUCAAGAUAUUUGUCCGGAGCAAUCACGUUUUCUGAUGCGCAGUUGCGAGGCUGUGAAAGCUCCAGCCAAGACCAAGCCUGUCUUUGAAGAAGAGCUCUGCCCCUUCUGUUUUGAGUGGCGUCGCCCAGACAACCACCACGUCCGUCUGCGUCCCAAGAGGCGUGCCUCGGCCCGGGUACAGGGUGUGCUACGGAGGCAGGGCAGAGGCAGGAGACUCAGCCUGACUCAGAUGGCCAUCCUGCGGAGAUUCAGGGGCUCUUCCUCACUCCUGAUGGCUACCUGCCACACAUGUAACAACACGCUGAGGCACGCCGGUGUCAACCGGGACUUCAUGAGGGCCCUCUCCCGGAGCCCCGCCACGCCCCGGAGUGCCUGCAAACCCAGGACUCCCCAGUCGGUCAACAAAACCUACAGCGUGGGCACCCCAAAGUACGGCCCCAAAGACCAGACACCCAGUGGUACCCCAAGAUCAGUUUCCACUGAGACCACCAGCUCCUCCUCGUCUGCCUCCAAGCCAGCCAGGGGGAAGACGUCCGCCUUCUCUCGCCUGAAGCGGCUACUCGUCCUGGAGGAUAAGCAGAAGACCAAAAGCAAGGGGGGGCUCAAAGACUUUCUCUCAUCCCUCUGAAGGACGAACACGCUGGCACCCUUUCGCCCCCCCCACCAAACCAAAAGGCACCAUUGGUUUAUUAUACGUCACGCUUUUACCAAAUGAAUCUCAACAAAGACACUUUACAAACAAACAAAACUAAUAUAGGGUUCAGGCAGUGGCGAGUCUAGAUGGAUGGUUUUCCGCAGCUGUUACGAAAUGCAGUAGCGGAGCACGGGUCAGAGCAGAUAUUACCCAGCAGCACCAGGUUCACUCAGGCCUGCUUGCAAUUCAGAACGGCCUUUUUGGAACUCCAGCGUCAAGGCUUAAGAUGUGGCGGGGGAGGUGUCACCUCUUAAUCAGUCGUUGGGGGGGGGG